Messenger RNA from Aricia agestis (brown argus), 1633 nucleotides. Its product is annotated as protein ST7 homolog. The coding region runs from base 119 to 1498 and encodes 459 amino acids. The record is from RefSeq and is a predicted model, not a curated record. NCBI's taxonomy places the organism in Eukaryota, Metazoa, Arthropoda, Insecta, Lepidoptera, Lycaenidae. The transcript is spliced from 3 exons.
AUAUUUUGUAUUUUGUUGUGACUUGUGUUUACUUUUUGUAAUAAUGAUAAUUUUUCAUAUUAGAAUGUUAACAAUUUCUGUGUUUUGAGCUGUAAUAGUGUAGAGGACAAUAGCAGCUAUGGUGUGGGACUCGGCGACGUUCUUGGGCGCUCUGACGCCAAAAUUCUAUGUGGCUCUAACCGGCACUUCAUCACUAAUAUCUGGACUUAUCCUGAUCUUCGAAUGGUGGUAUUUCAGAAAAUAUGGCACCUCCUUUAUAGAACAAGUGUCGCUAACACACUUGGGGCCAUGGUUAGGCGGCGGCAGUUCAUCGAGCAGCGAGCCUGAGGGAGUGGAGUGCAAGGUCUGGCGAAACCCCAUGUCGCUGCUGCGCGGUGCUGAGUAUGGCCGCCUCUGGAGCGUGGCUCGCCGAGCACCACUUACUUACUAUGACAUGAAUCUGUCCGCGCAGGAGCACCAGGCGUGGUUCGGCGGCGGGUCGGGGUCGACGGGCGCGGAUGAGGCGCUGGCGCGGGCGUGGCGCGAGCGCGAGCCCGCCGCCCGCGUCGCGUGCGCGCGCGCCGCCCUCGCCCUGCGCCCCGACUGCGCCGCCGCGCUGCUGCUGCUGGCCGAGGAGGAUGCGCCCACCGUGCUGGAGGCCGAGCGCGUCCUGCGCCGCGCCUGGCGCUGCGGCGAGGCGGCGUGGCGCGCGCUCGCGGCGGCGGGCGCGGCCGGCGCGGCGCGGCGGGAGGCGGCCGUGCUGGCGCACGUCAAGCGGCGCGUGGCCAUGUGCGCGCGCCGCCUGGGCCGCCUGCGCGAGGCGGCGCGCCUGUUCCGCGAGCUCGCGCGCGACGCCCCGCCCGCGCUGCACGCGCUCGCGCCGCACGAGAACCUUCUCGAGGUGCUGCUGGAGCAGCGCGCCUGGGCGGACGCGGCGGCGCUGCUGGCGCGCCACGACCCCGAGCCGGCGCCGCGCUCCGCCACGCUGGCGUACACGGCGGCGCUGCUGCGCGCGCGCGCGGUGCCGCUGGCGGCGACGGCGGCGGCGCGGCUGGCGGCGGAGGCGGCGGCGCUGGAGUCGCUGCGGCGCGCGAUCCGCUACAACCCGCACGUGCCGCCGUACUUGCUGGAGCUGCGCGCGCUGACGCUGCCGCCGGAGCACGUGCUGCGGCGCGGGGAUAGCGAGGCGCUAGCGUACGCGUUCUGCCACCUGCGGCACUGGCGCGCGUGCGAGGGCGCGCUGCGGCUGCUGGCGCUGGCGUGGGGCGCGGCGGAGCGGGCGGCGGCGCGGGGCGCGGGGUGGGGCGCGUGCGGCGCGUGCGCGGACCGCGAGCUGCUGCCGGCGCACCACUGCGGCUGGGGCGGGCGGCGCGCGCCGGCGCUGCUGCCGCUGGCGGCGGCUCUGUGCGCGGGCGCGGCGCUGCUGGCGCUGUUGGCGCACCGCUGGCCGGCCGCCGCCGCCGCCGCGGCCGCCGCGCUGCACCCCGCACGUCUGCUGCGUCUGGUCGCCGCGCUCUAGAUUCUAGAACCCGCAUCGUAUUGUAAUGUGACUUUGUGUUGAGAAGCAGAUGCGGUCUAAUAAUAUGAAAGUGGUCCCUUUUUCAAGAGGGAAAUCGAGGCUGCGUUUCCACCAGAGAUGUGUUGCGAGGAUUUU